Messenger RNA from Paramecium octaurelia, 2190 nucleotides. The record is from the annotation of a GenBank genome assembly. Lineage: Eukaryota; Ciliophora; Oligohymenophorea; Peniculida; Parameciidae.
AUGAAUCACACACUUGAUAUUUGUAAUUAUCGAGAUUGUCAUGAUGGAGUUUGGACUCAUGGAGAAGAAUGUGACAAUGGUAAUUCAUAUGGUUGUAUUAAUUGCACAAUACAAAAGGGAUAUUAUUGCAUUAAUCUCAAUGGAUAUCCAUCAUAAUGUUCAAGAUGCAUUGAAAAUUGUAUACAAUGCGAAGUUGAUAGAUUCUGUUUAGUAUGUAAGGAUGGAUAUUUUUUAAAUCCAAAUCACUAAUGUUAGGAAUGUAAUGUAGAAUGCAGAACCUGCUUUUAUCAACCAAAUAACUGUUCAUCUUGUAAAAUAAAUAAUUUGGGUUUCCAAUCAUGUCACUUAUGUGAAAUCAAUCGUGGAUAUUACACAGAUUUUGAAAAUAACUAAUGCUAUUCAAAGUGUGGAGACAACAUCAAAACAAUAUAAGAACAAUGUGAUGAUGGGAACAAUUUCAACGGAGAUGGUUGUUCUUCCAAAUGUCAAAUUGAAGAUGGUUUCUAUUGUAGUAUUGAUGGUCAUUGUGACACUCUUAUAUAAGGUGAAAUUCAAGUAUCUUAAUAAUAGUUCAAUUUUAAUGCACCAUCUAAAUAGUUUAUUAUUCAAUUCAAAAACUAUGUUUUGAAUUCAGAUUCUGAAAUAGUACCUAUUAUAUAAUUUUUAAAUUGCUAAAUUAAUUAAUCCUUGAUUGUGGUUAAAUAGAAUAUCACAGAAGAAAAGUACUUUUAGCAUAGAGUUAUUGAAAUAAACAUCGAAUUUGAGAAUAAUUGUAUUAAAGAUAAAAUGGAAGUCAGUAUUGUUUAGAGGUAUAAAAACGAUAGCAAAAAAAGUAUCCUUUUAUCUUUUCUGACCUUUCAAAUAUUUGACAUUUUAUUCAUUGAAUAAUGGAAAUAACUAUUUAAUGAAAUAAUGAUCUCCUUCAAUCAGACCCUAUUUUACAUUUUUGGUUUUGUGUGUUUAGCAACAUUUAUAACUGGAACAAUAGAAGUUGUUUAUAAUGCGAUCGAUCUAAUCCAAAUGUUUUCAUAUUUAAAAUAUAUUAAUGUAAAUUUACCAUCCAAUUUAUAAAACUAUUUUGACCUAUUUAAAUUUGCUUAAUUACAGUACUUUUCUAAUUUCACAAAAUAAGUGGCUCUGACUUUUUUGACUCAAAAAGAAUUAGAAUAAUAUAAUUUCUUGCCAGAUAAAAUUAAGAGGGAUGGAUAUUACUCAUAUUGUCUGUUGAAUUACCCAUUUUUAUUUCUACUUUUUGUAUUUGUCAUACUGUUGUAUCCUAUGGCUAAAUGGUUAUUAUCAUAAUUGCAACGGUUUUAAGUAAGAAUAAAGGAAGAUGAUGAUGAUUCAAUCCUAUUAAAAUUAAAACUCAUUUAAUUGCAUAUAAAAUUAUAUAUUCAAUAAUCCUGCCAAUACGUAAUCAACAAACUAUACUUCUCAGGCUUCAUUUCAACUCAUAUGAUAUUAACCUAUGACAUUCUAUUUGUCUCAUUACUCAAUCUAUUUGAUAUUAAAUUACUAUCUGCUACUAACAAUGCCUUUAUUGCAAUCAACCUGUAUAUAGCCAUCCUCUUGACAACUAUCCACUGCUUACUAUUAUUCAUUUACUACUCAAUGCUUGCCAAACAGACAUACUUCCUGGAAUAAAAGGGAUAUGUUCGAAGAUGCGGCUCCCUCUUCGAAGGUCUUAAAUUAAGUACAACUUCUUGUACUCACUUCUAUAAACUGUUUACACUCAUUAAAAAAUCAUUGUUUAUGCUUCUGAUAACAUUUUGCUCAUCCUUCCCCUAUUGUUAAAGCUUAUCUAUAUCCUUUUUGAGUUUCAUCCAAGUACUCUAUCUAUUUAAUUAUAAACCAAUCAUUUCCCUGAUAGAAUAUAGAAAACAAUUGAUAAGUGAAUCUUGUGUAUUAAUAUUAUCCCUACUCAUAACUUUAAUCAUACUUAUGCAUGACACCCAUCAAGAUAUGUUAUUCUACUAGGAUAUUAUAGGCUGGUGUUCUAUAAUGCUAAUGUCUUUAUUGUUACUCUUUUAAAUAAUUUUGGACAUCAGAUAAUAAUUCCUACUAUGUCAAAAACAGUUUAUCCUAUUUCACAAUAUAUUGAAGUCAAUCUAAACUAAAAUACAAAAGGCUUUUGAAAAUUUGAAUGCAACUCAAACUAAUGCAAAUUCAAAUGUGGUUUUAUUUUACUGA